Molecule: messenger RNA, 2697 nt
Organism: Amyelois transitella
Lineage: Eukaryota; Metazoa; Arthropoda; Insecta; Lepidoptera; Pyralidae
Gene: Vlg
Product: ATP-dependent RNA helicase vasa
Exons: 14
Coding region: 161-1972 (603 amino acids)
Biological process (GO): gamete generation; cell differentiation
Cellular component (GO): nucleus; P granule
Molecular function (GO): RNA binding; ATP binding; RNA helicase activity
Source: RefSeq, a predicted model, not a curated record
CUUUCGUGUUGGUAUUGGUACUCCUUUUUUUUUCUAUUGUCUGAUCGGCUCUCAUUCUCAUUAGGUACCUUUGCGCCGCUGAUUUUGCCCGAUUUCCGACGCCAUUAUUGUCAAACUUAUAUUUUUUUUUGAAAACAUAUUGUAAUAACCACACAAGAUCAUGGAUGAUGAAUGGGAUGAUGGUUCUGAGUUGAUUGUACCACCUGUCACAUCAUAUGCCAAUAAUUUUGGCAACAAUGAAGUAGAUGAGGGCCACAGCUUGUCGCGUGGUCGAGGAUUCACAUCCUUCAGUGAUGAUAAUGAGUUUGACAAGCCGGAAACCAAUGGGUUUGGAGAGCGGCGCGGGCGCGGCGGACGGGGCGGCGGCCGCGGGCGAGGCGGAGGUCGCGGGGCACGCGGGGGAGGCAGAGACCGGGGCGACUUUGAAUCUUAUGGUGAUGACGGAGAUCAGAGAGGCGAGCGUGGAGAGCGCGGGCGCGGGCGCGGCGGGCGCGGGCGCGGGGGGCGCGGCGCGGGCGCGGGCGGCGACGGCGAGCCCGCCGAGGACGGCGACUCCAAGAAACCGCCCGUCACCUACGUCCCGCCGGAGCCUACGCAGGACGAGGGCGAGAUCUUUAGCAGCACCAUCAGCUCGGGAAUCAACUUUGAUAAGUUUGAUUGUAUAGCUGUCAAGGUGAGCGGCGAGAACCCCCCGCGAGCUAUAGACAGCUUCGAGACAGCGGACCUGCGGAAGUACGUUUUGGACAACAUCCUGAAGUCCGGCUACAAGAAACCCACGCCUAUCCAGAAACACGCCAUCCCCAUCAUCAUGUCGGGCCGGGACCUCAUGGGAUGCGCACAGACGGGAUCUGGCAAAACUGCUGCAUUUUUGCUGCCAAUAAUAAAUAGUCUUCUUCAAGACCAGAAGGAACUAAUAGUUGGACCCAAUGGAUGUGCACAGCCUCAGGUCAUAAUAGUAUCGCCUACGCGAGAAUUGACUCUGCAAAUAUUCAAUGAAGCUAGGAAAUUCUCUUAUGGCUCCAUUUUGAAAAUCGCCGUUGCCUACGGCGGCACAGCCGUGAGACAUCAAGGGGAUAGUAUUGCUAGAGGAUGCCACAUUCUCGUGGCCACACCGGGUCGCCUUCAUGACUUCGUGGACCGCGGUCGCGUUUCGUUCGACAGUGUCCGCUUCGUAGUACUGGACGAGGCCGAUAGAAUGUUGGACAUGGGUUUCAUGCCCAGUGUAGAGAAGAUGAUGGACCACCCCACCAUGGUGCCUAGUGACAAAAGACAAACUCUGAUGUUCUCUGCCACAUUCCCUGAAGACAUCCAACAUUUAGCCGGUCGUUUCCUCAACAACUACUUGUUCGUGGCCGUGGGCAUAGUGGGCGGCGCCAGUACAGACGUAGAUCAGGUGUUCCACCAAGUUACCAAGUAUGAAAAGCAGAACACGUUAAAGACUCUUAUUGAAGAGAAUAACGGAAAGCGAAUCCUAGUGUUCGUGGAGACGAAACGCAACGCGGACUUCAUAGCGGCGAUGCUGUCGGAGCAACAGAUGCUGACGUCGUCCAUACACGGCGACCGCAUGCAGCGAGAGCGGGAGGAGGCGCUGCACAACUUCAAGAGCGGGCGGCACUGCAUUCUGGUCGCUACGGCCGUGGCUGCUAGGGGAUUAGAUAUAAAAAAUGUUGACAUUGUUGUCAACUAUGACUUGCCAAAGAGCAUAGACGAGUAUGUGCAUCGAAUCGGCAGGACCGGUCGUGUGGGCAACAGGGGAAAAGCGGUUUCAUUCUAUGAUACAGACCAGGAUUUCGCUCUUGCUGCAGAUUUAGCUAAGAUACUACGGCAGGCUAACCAAGAAGUACCAGACUUCUUACAAGGCGGCGGCACGGCGACGUAUAAGGGUAAUAAAUAUGGUGGCAGCGAUAUUAGGAACUUCAACAACGCUUCUGCACCAGUGGAGCAAGGCGGCGAGCCCGAGGAAGAAUGGUAAAGUUAAUACAAGUGGAAGUGAAGUAAAGGCAACUAGUGCGUGUAUCAAUCAAUGGUGCUUAUGCUGUAAGUUUUUGAAGUGAUUUGGCGCGAAAAUAAGAAAAAUAUUACACAUUAUGUUGAUCGGACAAUUUGAAUUGCAUUGUUAAUAUUAUGACAUGGGAUGACCCCUCACAACAAGACUGUAAUUAAUUGACAAGUAUUUUAGCAUUAACUCUAUGUACCUUGUUCCACUGUCCUCCAUUGAUACUGAUUCUAGUCAGAUAUUAUCUAGUUAUUUUACCAAAUAUUUACAAAGUUCAAAGAACUACAUUAUAUAAAUAAAGAAAAAACCUUAUUUGUUAAAUGUUAUUUCAUCUGAUUAAGAAUCAGUAUAUCUUGGGGUAGGAUCUUCGAUUAAAAAUAAAAAUAGUUUACUAACAUUUUUUUAAGUUCAAAGCCUAAUUUACGACAUGCUUUUCUGUCAUGCAUAAGUUCCUUUGAUUAUGUUAUGUGCAUACUUGUUGUACUUACAAUUUAGGGUUAGUUCUCGUACUUUGUUAUUUGUUUUAAGAAUUUAAUAAGUAAUUUUCUUUUCAUGUUAUUUUUUUUUCUAACGACCAGUGUUUGGUGAUAUGAAGGAUUAUGACAAAGUCUACCUUCAGAAAUAAAUAUAAAUCUGUGAUGUUAAAUGUAAAAGUUGCUCAGUAAAAUUUUAAAUAAUUGAUAAAUUGUAGUAUUUCAUAA